AUGAAAUCGUGCGAAACUCCAGUGACUCUUUCUUUGUACCUGAAAUUGAUUAGGGUCUAUUUCGGGACGCUGAUGUAAGGUUGUGCAACAUGGGUGUUAUUAAAGGGACCCGAUUCGCCGGUAUUGCACAAACUGAAGAGCAGAAAGAGGCAGAAGGCGUGUUGGGAGCGCGAGAAGGCAUAACUUAGGCUAGUUCCGGCGACAACACAAAACAGGAGGACAUUAAGUGCUGAAGAUGGGUGCAUCUCAGAGCACCCAGGACCAGACAGUACGAGAUGUCAUCCAGAACUCUGAUCUGUUGGAGGCCAGGCUUGUUCUGGAGAGUAUUGCAUCUCGAGACCAAGCAGAACACACCUCUGAGACAGGGGAGGGAGCCUCAGUGGCCAAUGGGACUGUGAGCAAAGAGCAGCUGCUGAAGGUACAGAUCCCCCUGCCAACAGAAUGGACUAGUCUGCUUCAGAACAAGCUGACGCACGUCAUCGUGGCUGCAGACAAGAGUGGUUCCAUGGCUGGUAACCCAUGGCGACAGGUACAGCAGGCCCUAGUGUACAUGAUCGGAGAUGUGGCCAGUGUCAACCCCAGUGUGGCCCUGGAUGUGGUCAUCUACAAUGAUAAGGCCAGCGUACUGCAGUAUGCAGGAUCAUACCAGGAAGCAGUGAAUGGUGUGAGGGCAGACGGGAUGACAAGUUUUGCUGCAGCGUUUGGUUGUAUCAAGGACUGUCUGAAGACUGAAAUACAAGGUACCCCAGUCUCUAAGACAGUUGUUGUGUUCAUGACGGACGGAGCCGACACCUGUAACCGUGGAGACGACAUCAAUCGCUCGGUCAGGAGCUGGAAGGACGCCCUGGCCAGACUUGGUCACGAGGUGAUAGUUCACGUGGUUGGCUUCAGCGCCCAGCACGACUACAACUUCCUGGGCCGUCUGCGGAACACAGGAACGACCGCGGGACUGUUCCGCUACACGGAACCCAGCGACGGCACAGAGGCACUCAAGGCCAAGCUGCAGGAACUCUUUGACUUUGUCGCUCUGAGUGCUGGUAGGGAGGUUGAUAUGCAAAUGAAGCUGGAAGGAGAGGACCGCUUCUGCACACCAGAGGGAACCAAGCAGUCUGUCACCAUCACCGGGGAAGUAGUAGUGGAGGAGCAAGAGGAGGAAAAUACAGAGGGGGCAGCAGUUGGAGGCAGUGCAGAGGGUGUGAUUCAGGGAGGAGCCACCCAGACUGAAGCCCCAGUCACAGACGCUACAGAAGCCCUCCUCAGCACCUGUCGGCAGGUGGCCAGCUGUAACAGUACCCAGCCCAUCCAGCUGGAUGCACCUGUGUUCGACCCUGCUGCAGGGGUCACUGCCCCAGAGGUCAAGGUCAAGACAAGCAGAAAGGUCGACAGAGCUAUGGAGGUCUGGGCCAAGGACAAGCUGGGAUGUCCUCUGAACAAGAAGGAUGACCUGACAGCUGCUAAGAAGGUUGUGACACGCUGGCUAGACUUUGGACCUCAGAGUGUCGGUGCUCAGAUGGAGGGAGAGAAGGAAGCAAAGAAGGACGAGUACAACCCUGAAGUUGUCACACAAUCCAUGCUCAACAUAGUGGCACAGCUCCUCCACAAGCUGCAGACAAGACUGACCCCACAGCUUGCUGCUCUCCCCAGCUGCAUUGCCUUUGUCAACCACUGGGUGUCCUCGCAGUACUGCUUCAGUGAGCUGGACAGGAACAGUGGGCUUGCCCCAGACAGGUGGAUCUCUGAAGUCAAGCAGGCCAUCAAGACAAUGUACAGCACCGUGGAGGAAGGUUAG
Messenger RNA from Branchiostoma belcheri (Belcher's lancelet), 1789 nucleotides. RefSeq lists its product as uncharacterized. The transcript is spliced from 11 exons. Lineage: Eukaryota; Metazoa; Chordata; Leptocardii; Amphioxiformes; Branchiostomatidae. Bases 236 to 1789 code for a protein of 517 amino acids. The record is from RefSeq and is a predicted model, not a curated record.